Molecule: messenger RNA, 1830 nt
Organism: Apaloderma vittatum (bar-tailed trogon)
Lineage: Eukaryota; Metazoa; Chordata; Aves; Trogoniformes; Trogonidae
Gene: RAVER2
Product: ribonucleoprotein, PTB-binding 2
Exons: 12
Coding region: 1-1830 (609 amino acids)
Cellular component (GO): cytosol
Molecular function (GO): mRNA binding
Source: RefSeq, a predicted model, not a curated record
AUGUUGAAGGAAAUCCAUGAUUUAUUUAAAGAUUAUGAAAUCAAGUAUUGCUAUGUGGACAGAAAUAAAAGAACAGCAUUCGUUACUCUGUUAAAUGGAGAGCAGGCUCAAAACGCAAUUCGGAAAUUUCACCAGUAUUCGCUUCGGGGGAAAGAAAUAUCUGUGCAACUCCAACCAACAGAUGCUUUGCUCUGUGUUACUAAUUUGCCCACGUCAUUUACUUUGGAAGAGUUUGAAGAACUCGUGCGCGCGUAUGGCAACGUCGAGAGGUGUUUUUUGGUCUAUAACGAAGUUACUGGCCAUUCCAAGGGCUAUGGCUUCGUGGAAUAUAUGAAGAAGGACUCUGCUGCAAAGGCGAGACUGGAACUUCUGGGGAAACAGUUAGAGGAGAGCACUCUGUUUGCACAGUGGAUGGAUGUGAACCAGCUCACGACAAAUCUUAUUCACUCCAAGUGCCUUUGUGUAGAUAAACUUCAGAAAGACUCUGCUGAUUCAAAAGAACUGAUCCAAGCUUUCUCACUAAAGUAUAAACCUGUUUUCUGCCAGUUCGCUCAGGAUGAAGACAGCUGCAUCGGUGACUUCGCGGUGGUCGAGUACGAAACGGCCGAGCAGGCUGAGGAAGUACAAGAGCUCGCCGAUGGCAUGACCAUCAAAGGCAAGAGAGUCCAGGUGUCCUACUGUGCUCCGGGAGCACCAGGCAGAAGCACGUUGGCAGCGCUUAUCGCAGCUCAAAGGAUGAUGAGGAACAAUAGGAAAGGCUUGCUUCCAGAGCCAAAUCCAGUGCAGAUUAUGAAAAGUUUUAAUAAUCCAGCGAUGUUGCAAAUGCUACUGCAGCCCCAGAUGCGUGGACACGCUGUUAAGCCUGUUCUGGGAGCAUCCGCAGGUUUACCUCACCUGAUAAAUUCAGCAGUUGGCCCACCUUUUUUGCAGCUGAACAAAAUUCACCAGAGUUCAGUUCUGGGGAGUACAUCUAACUUACUGCUGCAGAGCCCCGCUCACCUCCCACUGCCCCAGCAGCAACUGAUGAAGAUGGAAAACCUUCAGGCUAAUAGUAAACCGGGUUUGCUGGGAGAUCCUCCAACAAUGCUACUUCAGACAGUUCUGGGAAUAGGGGUAAUGCCAGCAGUGAGUUCAGGCAUGGGAGCCCGUGGAGAAGCUCUUAAGUCAUCUAAUCUGACUCCAAUUCAAACAGCGGCAGCGGCAGCGGCAGGGAUGGGCAUGCUGCCAUUCUUUCCGAAUCAGCACAUUGUUGGACAAGCUAUACCAGGGCAAAAUAACGCUCCAGAUAAACAAUCGCCUACCGAAGCGGUCGUCUCGGGAUCGCAGCCUUAUCAUCACACCUUAACAAAUCUUUCUGCGGGAGCUUUGCAUGCUGGACAUGCCAAACAACAAAAUCAACUAAAAAGCACUGAUCCAAGUUUGGGGACUCCUUUGAAAAAACAGACUUCGUUGUUAGGAGAACCACCAAAAGAAAUACGUCUUAGUACCAACCCCUACUUGAAUUUGGCAAGUGUGUUGCCUGGCAUCUGUCUUCCUGCAAUUGCCAGCAAAGCCUCUAGUCCACCGCAGCAGACAGGACUUCCGAACAACAUCGUGGAUGCUGCUGUGUCUCAGGGAACUCUAUCACAACACACGGUGGAAAAUUACUUUAAUUACUCACAACAGCAUGGGGACUACACACAGGCGGCUCCGAUGAGAAGCGAGAAGCGAGGCUCUUCGUAUCUCAUUCCUUCCCCGGAACCUGGCCCCCUGGAGUACCUCGGCCAGCAGACUCAGGGCUCCGCAGUACGUUACGCAGAAUCCUCGCUUAAAAAAAAGCGUGUUUAUUGA